CUCACCCAGAGGCUGUACUAGAUCGUCUGUUCAUCAAGAUCAGGGCGGUGUCUUCCAGAAUACCACAUGUCACGGACGCAUUUAUCGGCGUUCUGUUUUUACGUCGGAAGGAGCACUCUCUUCGGCAAAUGUCGCCCCGGCAACGUAUCUCGACGCGCACGCAUCUGUAUGUUCGUUGCAAGGGUUUUCAUCCGCCUAAGGUCUUGCGAAUCAAUUGUUGUCUCAGAAAGGAAAUUUCUGCCCUACGGUUAUCCUUCCAUCAGGAGUAGAGGGGCCCAAGUCCGCAUAUCAGCACGUACACAGGCAAAGUGUGGUAGUCUGCAAGCCGUCUGCAGCGGUACCUGCGGACUCCAUGUCCAGCCCGUGCAUUUCCGCGUGCUUUCAUUUUGCAGUUUGACUGGAUGCUGAGCGCUGGAUGUUCCUCCUCCCUACCUAAUGUCGUCAUCCGAUAGAGUGCCCGAUAGGGGACUCGAGCAAUCGCUGCAGUCGUCCCAGACUUUUCCUUCUUCCCAGGAUUCCUCUGUACAGCAUCCCACCGUCGAUGGAAGGACCCGGGAAGAGUUUAAAGUGACGGAGGCCGAAGACGCGGGUAAAGGAGAAAAUGGCUUUCUCUGUGAUGCGCCUCCCUUCCUUCACAGACCCAGAUUCCUUAAAGUUCUCUCACGCAUUCUGUGCGGGGAUGAAAACGUUUGGACCCCCUCGUCUUCACCCCAGCACAGAAUCCCACGGCAUGUGGAUGCAGGUGACUCUCGCAAUCUGGGUGUUGUAGAUUCCUCUUCUACAUCAUGUUCCCACUUCUCGCUCCCGCCUACAUCGCCGGCUCCUUCUCUGCCGUCUUGUCCUCCUGUAGCUUCUUCCGGGGGGUCUUUCAUAAUGGCUUUGGCGUUCGGCAGCACGGUGUGGUGGUGUUGGCGGUCACUUCGUACAGUAGAAAAAGAACUCAGCAGACGUUAUGCAGAUACAGCAUAUCAAAUUCGACGACCUGACGCUCUGAGUAAUCGCAUCGUCGCUUUCAAAUACCUCGUGGGAGGAGGGCUGGCGAUUCCUCUUCUUGCUUUGGGAGCAUGUGCUGUGACUUCCUUCCGAAGGAAAACGCCUCGCGCCUCUGAGGCAAUCGAGAAGAUGUGCGUGAGCUCGCGGAAUGUAGACGCACAGCAGAGAGAAUCCGAGAACAGCGCGACAGCGAGCGUUCCUGCGAUCAAGAAACUGCCAAAUAGCUGGGAACUUGCUUUGCGUGAACGCGUUCAACUGUUUUCUAAAGGCUAUCGGGAGUUCAUUACGGUUGUCAUGCCGCAGCAAGAGGCGUGGCGUCAGUGGGCGUCUGCGGCACGGCCAGGACAGUCCACAGGCCCCCUGGCUUUCUCGUACCGCCACCGAGAGAGAAGCGAUGGGUAGAGAAGCCUUUCCCACUGCAAUGAUAGAAGCUGCAUUUACAAUCAGACAGUCGCUGAAGUAUGUGCGGCGGCUCGAGUGAGCAUCAUCUGAUACCAAUGAAGCUGAAAGUCUACUCGAUGUGCGCCCGAACUUCCGAGGCCUUUUUCACCAUGCUUUGGAACUUAUCAAUGCUUGGGCUGUUGCUUUUACACAGGGAAAAAGCCUUUCCAGUUAAAAAAAGAUCAUGUCGUAUCCUCUUUUAUGGUGUCUGUUUCAUUUUUGGAGGCUGCGCUCUUGGAAAUGCUCACGAAGGUGGGGCCUUCGAUCAGUGCUUUGACCAAGUGUCAGUGUACAAAACCCAGCGGAUGGUGCCGGUUCAAAUGGAGGUACUAGAAAACUUCUGACCGCUAAUCGUCUGGAGUUUCCGCUAGAAUCCAAUGCCACGCAGAGUACAGUAUUCCUGCCGUGCUGAGAAAUCUCAGCAUUAGAUGCAAACUGGGUAUGUAUGAAUUCUGUCUUCUCGACAGGAUAUAUACUGUCAACACCGAUGUGUGGCACGAGGAGACAACACUCACUGCUGGUCACGUGUGUGGUAGUCAGUUAAGCGUAGCGAGGAUCCCACGAAAACAGAUGACAGCUGUUAUUUAAUCCAUCAGCGAUGUGAGCUCUCCCAAAAUCCAUCUUGCUUCGUUAUUGGGGACGCAUCUUCUGCAGACUACCACUGGCAGGUCAAUACACUCUGCUGUUAGAGUGUCGUUCUGGAAAUUGUCUCCAUCUAUACUUGACGCAUUCGGCGGUCUCGGCGGCAGUGCGAUGAAGCAUCACGUUCAAGUCUCAUACGUCACACCCGAACAAGGGGCCCCUGCAAGGGUCCGUCCAGUUCAUGUGUAAGCAUCUGUCGCCGUAUGCUCCGACGGUCGGGUAGUUCUAGCGAAAAGAUAAGAAGCAAGGCGGACAUAUACAGACCAGCCAUAGGGUGCCGUCCCUGUCACCUGGUUUAGACAGUUCUGUAUCGAUCGGCUUGCCAUGAUUUUCUCUCCAAGUUAUGGCAUUUCUCAUGUAGAUCGUUUCAAGACACGACAAGUGAGUACUGAAGUGUAACCGGGAUACGCAGCCGUUCAACACCAUGUUGAAGGGGGAGAGAGUCUUGUCCCUUCAGGGUGACAACGUUGUGCAGAUCCGUACAUGCUAUCAGCCUUGUUUGGUCGGUGAGUGUAAGAUUUUUUGUACGUCAUUGCGUCUAUCGUCCCGCGUCGGCGUUGCUGUCUGCAGCGCAUCGUGGCCUGGCGCCGACUUCACUAAGCCCAGGAGUGUUCCGCCGAGUCAUAAAUUACCUCUUCACAUAACAG
Messenger RNA from Toxoplasma gondii ME49, 2723 nucleotides. RefSeq lists its product as hypothetical. NCBI's taxonomy places the organism in Eukaryota, Apicomplexa, Conoidasida, Eucoccidiorida, Sarcocystidae. The record is from RefSeq and is a predicted model, not a curated record. The transcript has 4 exons. The coding region runs from base 436 to 1395 and encodes 319 amino acids.